AAUGUCGACUAUCUGGACUCACUUUUUUUUUCUUACUCAAAAUUUCUUAACCAUAUAAUUGCCCAAAGUAUAAUUACCAAAAAAUGGCACAGUGGUUUCCUGAAGACGCUAGUUGCGGACCAGUCAACCCAAUGACUGGGCUUAUGAAGCAAUUUACGCAAGAUAGUUCGUCGCAACAUGAUAAAUUCUCAACAGAACGUUACGGCGAGGGUUCUUCUAGAGGAGCAUUUAGAACACAAACAAAUAUUAAUCGGCAAGAAGAUGAGUAUGCUCAAAAAUUUUUUCAAUAUCCGGGACAAGAAUCUUCUCAUCCACCAAAUCUUUAUAAUCUUGACGAAAUGAGUAAAGAACUCGAAGCAAUUAGACACGACAUACCAAGAAAUGGGGAUUGGGCAGUUGAAUUUUUGAAACAACCAAAAAUUAUACCCAACCAUGUACAUCCGGAAUUUGAAGAAUUCAACAUGAUCUACAAAAAUGCUCAAAAUCAAAAUAAUUGGGUAUCUCAGUUUCAACAACAACGACAAGCAGGAAAUAUCGAGAUACAUCCUGAAGAGAUAACCGCAUUUGAACAGGCAUUUGAGGAUGCGAAGAAAAGUGCGAGUUGGGAGUCCGAAUUUAAAGCUCAAGAACAAUCAUGGGCAAAUGAAUUUAAACAACAAGAAGAAGCCGCGGAUGCAAAAACUGAAUUAGCUAGCGUAGCUAGUAAGUUAGUUGCAUCUGUUGAAGGAGAAACAAACCCAAAAUUUAAAAGUUCAUCAUUUUUUCAAUUCAUGAAAAAAUUGAGUAAACAAGAACUUUCUAUUGAAGGUAACAAAAUUGUUGAAAAUGCCCCAAUAUCAAAUGAAAAUUGGGCUUCCGAAUUUAGUCAGCAGCAAAACAAUAAUAAUUGGGCUUCGGAAUUUACAAAUAAACAGACAAAUUCAUGGACUCGAGAAUUUAAUGAAAAUACUAGAUUUUCAGGUACUACAAAAAAUGGAGAAAGUGAUUGGGCUACAGAAUUUCAAAAAACUGACAAUCAAAUAAAUGAUACUUCCAGUACAAGAACAGCAUCAGAUAACUGGGUUAAAGAUUUUUCAUUAGAAAAAUCUGUUGAUCAAACUAUGGAAGAUUUAAAAAAAGAUUGGGAAAAUUAUCAAGCUACUAGUUCGGGAUAUUCAUACAAUUAUAACGAUUACGAAUUUUCUCAAAAUAAUCCUUUCCUUAAUAUGCCAAAUCUUUCGUCAAUGAAAGGUCAAAAUCUAGCAGAAUCUAUAUUGAUUUUAGAAGCGAAGGUUCAACUUGAUCCGAAUGAUUCAUAUGCAUGGUAUCAACUUGGUACUAGGCAACAAGAGAAUGAACAGGAGCCGAAAGCAAUAGCAGCAUUACGUAAAGCUGCAACCUUGAAUCCUCAAAUAUUGGAUUCAUGGCUUUCUCUAGCAGUUUCUUACACGAACGAAUAUCGUCGUGAUGAUGUAUAUGAUGUAUUAGAAUCUUGGUUUGAGCAUAAUUCUAAAUAUAAAAAAUUAUUAGAACAGCAACGUGCAAAAGCAAAUUUUGUUGAUCCUCACAAAUUUUUCACGGACCUGUUUAUACAAGCAGCACUUUUAAAUCCCGGAGAAAAUCUUGAUCCAGACGUUCAAAUUGGUUUGGGAAUAUUAUACAAUGUAUCGGAAGAAUAUAAUAAGGCGAUAGACUGUUUCCAAUCUGCACUUUCCUUGAGACCGAACGAUUACCUUCUUUGGAAUAAACUUGGUGCAACAAUGGCAAAUGCUCGUGAACCCGAAAAAGCCGCUAAUGCUUAUUUUAAUGCACUCGAGAUAAACCCAUCGUAUGUUCGUGCUCGUUAUAAUCUUGCCAUUUCUUUCAUUAACAUGAAAGAAUAUAGAGAUGCGGUUGAACAUUUACUUGCUGCUCUUGCGCUGCAAGCCGGAGAAACUGAUGGGAUCACAAAUAAUAGUUUAAACGUUGAAAAUAGUUCGUUUCAAAAUAUUACUGAAAAAGGCAUGAGUUCGAAUAUCUGGGAUACACUUAAAAUGUGUUGUGGAUUUUUAGAUAGGCCUGAUUUAGAAUCUAAAUGCGAUGAAAGGGAUUUAAAUUCCUUUAAACAAGAAUUUGAAUUUAUUUAAAUUAUUUAUUUAUCUGCCAAUUAGUAUUGUAUUAAUAUUUAAAUUAUAAAAAUUUAAUAAUUUAAUAAGAACAAAAAAAGUAUAGGUUUAAAGAAAAUUCUAUGCAUGUUUUGAGGAAAAUCUCUAUCACAAAAUUAAUUCAAUGUGAAAGGGAAGGUAAGACAAAUAACUCAAUCACAGGAACUACAGAAUGCAAUAAACCAUUCUGCCACACUCCGCUUUAAAUAACUAUUACACGAAUAUGACAAAAAUUUUCCAAUAUCCUGUUAGAAACCUUUAACAGCAACCGUUUACACGUUUUGUAGCAUCUAUAAUUUAUUUUAUUUUAUUUUAUUUUUUGUCAUUAUGAAUUCAAAUAAAAGAAAUA
Rhizophagus irregularis DAOM 181602=DAOM 197198 is the source of this 2472-nucleotide messenger RNA. RefSeq lists its product as uncharacterized. Lineage: Eukaryota; Fungi; Glomeromycota; Glomeromycetes; Glomerales; Glomeraceae. The record is from RefSeq and is a predicted model, not a curated record. Gene Ontology annotation, biological process: protein import into peroxisome matrix, docking. Gene Ontology annotation, molecular function: protein binding. Gene Ontology annotation, cellular component: peroxisomal membrane; cytosol.